GUGAUGAAGGGUUCGAGGAGGAGGAGGAGGAGGAGGAGGAGGAAGAGGAGCCAGAGGAGAUUCGUCUCCUCGAACACCACAGCGCUCUCCUUCAGUCCUCAAACCUCACCCGCCCCCCCGCUUGGACCUAAUGGAGGUGCAGCAGGCUGAGGAGGAGGACGUUAUCGGGCCAGACGGUCGAGGCAGCUACCAGCACGUCGUGGCCCUGGCCCAGGCCCUCGUGGAACUGCGCCACCGCCGCUACGUCACUCCCAGGCAAGCCAGAGAGGUCACCGCUCUCUGGCUGAAAUUGAGUGACUGGGACAAGGCGGCGGUCACAUUCCCCCCCGUCACCAGGACCGGCUCGUCCAGGGCCGAUUCAGGACCACCCAGCGGCACGCUCACACACCAGGGGUGGAUAGUGUGAAGCGUGCGGUCCUGGGCAAGGGGGCGGGAGCGGCGCAGUCUCCCGAUGUGUCGAGGCUUGUGGAGGCUGUCCUGCUGGACCUCAGCAUCCUCCACUGCAGUGAGGGGAGGAUGAUUGCCGGGGUCCGCAUUCAUCGCUGGAGUGCCGUCAUGAGGGACUAUCAAACAAUUCGAGAGAAUGUUUAUAGUUGUGCAGCCCUCAUGCAGGCACCCGCAUCCAGCUGUAUGAGGUCAAUCAGCGGACCCUGACGCAAUGCACACCAAGAGGAGCAAGGCGAUGAUGAGGGACACCAUCGCCAUUGCAGUCCCGGGGCCCAGCGCUUCCCAGACUGCAGCGGAGCCCCUGCCUGCCCCACGGACUGUGCUGCAGCAGCCUGAGCAGCCAGACCAGCCCCUCCAGCACCGCCUGCCUGCGGACGCUUCUGGUCUGGCUGCCACCAUCAGAGGGCCGCUGGCCCCGGAGCUAUACGACCUCAUCGUCGCCAGCUCCUCAACUGCCACCACCUCCUCCUCCUCCUCCUCCUCAGCCACCCCACAAGCCUCCACCAGUGUCAGCGCGGACGCCGUCCGUCCACCAGUGCCAGCGCAGACGCCGUCCCGUCCGCCAGCGCAGAGGCAGGUGUCACCCCCUCCACAGCCACAGCUGCCACUGCUCCACCAGUGCCUAGAAACACUGCCUGGAGGCGCAAGCUCCAGGAGGAGAAAGAGCGUCGUGCCCGGGAGCUGGGAGAAUAUAUGAAACCAGCAAAGAAGGUCUCCCACUUCAACUGCAGGCACUGUGGCCAACCAAAGACGCGGGCGUUUGGCCACAGCCGCUACAAGACGGAGACCUUCUGCUCCCGGGCCGACGGGAAAGGGAGAACUGUGGAGCAGUGGCUGGCAGAGGUGAAGGGGCGUGAUGGUGCAG
Molecule: messenger RNA, 1312 nt
Organism: Dicentrarchus labrax (European seabass)
Lineage: Eukaryota; Metazoa; Chordata; Actinopteri; Moronidae
Product: nematocyst expressed protein 3-like
Exons: 3
Coding region: 659-1144 (161 amino acids)
Source: RefSeq, a predicted model, not a curated record